GGGAAGCGCGUGUCCAUGUGACGACAGCAGCCGCGGCAGCUCGUGCUAAGAGAAACACUCACGUGCUUCGGUGCUACAGCUGCGCCGGUCCGCGGGGUAAAAUCAGAGCCGUUUGGGGUUCUAUGCGGCUGACUGUGGUGCUGCUUGCGGCUCAGACGGCACUGAGGAUCUCACCUCGACCGCUAACUUCUAAAGCAGCUGUGUUUAGGGUCCCCUGGCCAGGCCCGCAGAGACGGUUCAGGACCAUGGAGACCAGCGAAGACCCUCAGGACCCCCAGAACAACAUUAGUAAGUCAGCAAGUGAUGUCACUGCCCCCACAGAACCCAGAGAACCCACAGAGGAAUCACAAAGCAGCCUGGAUGCUCCUGCAGAACCUGGGCUGAUGCCGGGAGAGACGGUGGUCAGAGAGGGGAAGGCGGCGAUUUUGUUCCCCAGCGCUAACGAGGUGUUUUACAACCCCGUCCAGGAGUUCAACAGAGACUUAACGUGUGCGGUGAUGACGGAGUUUGCGCGGGAGACGCUCGCUCAGAGAGGCGUACGCAUCAUCGUUCCCGGGGAGAAGGAGAGAGUGGUGGUCCGUCUGGCGGACGAGAAGAACGGCGGGGAGGCAGAGGGAGCGACAGAGCAGGGAGAGAGAGAGGAGAAGAAAGAGGAGGCGGAGUUUAGGACCACGUCUGUUGGAGAGCGCUGUGAGGACGGUCUGCGUGUGUUAGAGGGACUAGCCGCAUCUGGUCUGCGUUCCGUCCGGUUCUCUCUGGAGGUUCCGGGGCUGAAGAGCGUAACAGCGAACGACUGCUCCGCUAAAGCCGCCGCGCUGAUCGCCCGAAACGCCAAACACAACAACGUCACACACCUGCUGGAGGCCAGCCAGAGAGACGCCAGCAUGUUGAUGUAUGAGGCCAGAGGGAGGAAGGAGCGCUAUGACGUCAUCGACCUCGACCCAUAUGGAAGCCCCGCCCCCUUCCUGGACGCUGCAGUUCAGGCCGUCAGCGAGGGAGGGCUGCUGUGCAUUACGUGUACGGACAUGGCGGUGAUGGCGGGGAACAGCGGAGAAACCUGCUACAGUAAAUACGGCUCAGUGUCCAUCAAAUCCAAGUACUGCCACGAGAUGGCUCUGCGGAUCAUCCUGCACUCUCUGGAUCAGCGCGCCAACGUUUAUCAGCGCUACAUUGAGCCUCUGCUGAGCGUCAGCGUCGACUUCUACAUCCGAGUGUUCGUCAGAGUCCGAACAGGACAAGCUAAAGUCAAAAACUCAGCCAGCAAGCAGGCUGUGGUGUAUAACUGUGUUGGCUGUGGUGCGUUUCACCUGCAGAGGAUGGGAAAGAGGAUUUCACAGGGCAAACAUAUGAAGUACUCGGCUGCUACAGGACCGCCUGUCGGGCACAGCUGUGAACACUGUGGUCAGAGACACCAGCUCGGAGGUCCAUUGUGGGCAGAACCCAUCCAUAACACGGAGUUUGUUCAGAAAGUUCUGGCGGCGGUCUCGGGGAACCCCUCUCGCUUCGGGACGUCCAAACGCAUCGAGGGCGUUCUCAGCAUGGUCACUGAGGAGCUGCAGGAUGUUCCUCUGUAUUAUGUGCUGGACCAGCUCAGCAGCACAGUCCACUGCAACACGCCGUCCAUGCUGCAGUUCAGGUCAGCUCUACUUCAUGCAGGUUAUAAAGUGUCGUUCUCUCACGCCUGUAAGAACGCAGUGAAGACCGACGCCCCCGCUGGUGUGCUGUGGGACAUCAUGCGCUGCUGGGAGAAGAGCAACCCGGUGAAGAGAGAGAGACUAUCAGAGACCAGCCCAGCUCUCCGAAUCCUCUCCACAGAACCCACUCUGCAGGCGUGUUUCGAUAUCAGAGAGGACGCGAACCCUCAGUCACGCAAACGCCACCUCACGCGCUUCCAGGAGAACCCGCAGGCCAACUGGGGUCCUAAAGCCCGCGCCAAGGCCGGCGGCGGUGUGUCCUCUGAGCUGGAGGACCGCAGGAAGCAGUUUCAGGGAAAACGAAAGACCCAGGUCACCGACUCCGCCCAGCUCAAAAACUUCCCCUGCAAGAAAUUCCGCAAGGGCUGCUGCACGUACGGAGAGAAGUGCUGUUACUCCCAUGAUCCUCAGCAUCUCACCAGCCAAGAAGAAAAGAUGGAGUGAUGAGUUCAUCAAUCUCCUUCCCACGCUGACCAAUCAGAAUCGCCCGUCCCACUGAUGGAGCUGGACAUGUUUAAAUGAAAGUGCAGAUCUGAGUUCACAGCGUCGGAGUCGUGCUGAACACUGAGGGUCUGUGAUGAACAGUGUGUGUAUAUUAUACAGAGAGUUGAUAUUCAGGUAUUCUGCAUUAUUUGCUUUUAUUUUGUUUUUCCUGGCUAAUAAACUCUCACUGAACGUCC
Colossoma macropomum (tambaqui) is the source of this 2374-nucleotide messenger RNA. It is a transcript of the gene trmt1, whose product is annotated as tRNA methyltransferase 1. Gene Ontology annotation, molecular function: RNA binding; metal ion binding. The coding region runs from base 123 to 2138 and encodes 671 amino acids. Lineage: Eukaryota; Metazoa; Chordata; Actinopteri; Characiformes; Serrasalmidae. Gene Ontology annotation, biological process: tRNA N2-guanine methylation. The transcript has 16 exons. The record is from RefSeq and is a predicted model, not a curated record. Gene Ontology annotation, cellular component: nucleus.